Messenger RNA from Triplophysa dalaica, 1505 nucleotides. RefSeq names its product protein phosphatase 6, catalytic subunit (gene ppp6c). NCBI's taxonomy places the organism in Eukaryota, Metazoa, Chordata, Actinopteri, Cypriniformes, Nemacheilidae. Gene Ontology annotation, cellular component: cytoplasm. Gene Ontology annotation, molecular function: protein serine/threonine phosphatase activity. The record is from RefSeq and is a predicted model, not a curated record. Gene Ontology annotation, biological process: G1/S transition of mitotic cell cycle; peptidyl-serine dephosphorylation. The transcript has 7 exons. The coding region runs from base 43 to 960 and encodes 305 amino acids.
GUAGCAUCCUCUUGAUUUCUUCUUUCGACUGUUGUUCUUAAAAUGGCGCCUUUGGACCUGGAUAAGUAUGUUGAAAUUGCGAGACAGUGCAAGUAUCUACCAGAGAACGAUUUAAAGAGAUUGUGUGACUAUGUAUGUGACCUGCUACUUGAGGAAUCAAAUGUACAGCCAGUAUCCACUCCAGUCACUGUAUGUGGGGACAUCCAUGGACAGUUUUAUGACCUUUGUGAACUCUUCAGAACUGGAGGCCAAGUACCCGACACAAACUACAUUUUCAUGGGUGACUUUGUUGACCGAGGUUACUACAGCUUAGAAACAUUCACAUAUUUGCUAGCACUUAAAGCCAAAUGGCCUGACCGCAUCACACUGUUGCGUGGCAAUCAUGAGAGCAGGCAGAUCACUCAAGUCUAUGGCUUUUAUGAUGAGUGCCAAACUAAAUAUGGAAAUGCAAAUGCCUGGCGAUACUGCACUAAAGUUUUUGACAUGCUGACUGUUGCUGCCUUGAUAGAUGAGCAAAUUCUUUGUGUUCAUGGUGGCCUUUCACCUGACAUCAAAACUCUAGACCAGAUCCGCACUAUCGAGCGUAAUCAGGAAAUCCCUCACAAGGGAGCAUUUUGUGAUCUUGUCUGGUCUGACCCAGAGGAUGUGGAUACUUGGGCUAUCAGUCCAAGAGGUGCUGGCUGGUUGUUUGGUGCCAAGGUUACAAAUGAGUUUGUUCAUAUCAACAACUUGAAGCUGAUUUGCAGAGCACAUCAGCUGGUUCAUGAGGGCUACAAAUUCAUGUUUGAUGAGAAGCUAGUGACCGUCUGGUCUGCUCCAAACUACUGCUACCGCUGCGGUAAUAUUGCCUCCAUCAUGGUCUUCAAAGACGUGAACACAAGGGAACCGAAGUUAUUCCGGGCCGUUCCUGACUCCGAAAGGGUUAUACCACCAAGAACGACAACACCCUACUUCCUCUGAAAUCUUCAUUGCACCCUACACAUUGUUCUGUAAAACUCUCUUUUAUUAUCUUUCAUUUCUCUGUAUUUUCUUUUUUUAACAAAUAUUUUUGUAAAGAUUGAAGCAAUCUCCCCAACGACAGUAAUAUAUGGUUAUGUUUAAGUUGAUCAUAAUUUAGUUCACAUGAGAAUGACCGUAAUCAAAUGAACGUCAUUGUGCUGUUAUCAAAGCCGCUCUUCUUACAGGGCUUAAAAUAUAGACCUACAGUCUUUGACGGUACAAUGAGAAACUGUUGUAACACUUUGCCAGAUCAGAUGGCCAUAGCGGUAAUUGUAUUAUUAAGAGGACUGAGCGGAAAAACGAAGUUUCCAGACAGUGUUUUUCUUUUUAAUAUUUCUCAAAUGGGUGAUGACAAGGCGACAGGACAUUGGAAGGCUGUGAUUAGUUUGUACAUUAAUAUAAUUGUAUUGAUUUAAUCAUCUUUUCUCAGAAUUGUUGUAUUUUAUUAAAGGCAAUCCAUUGACCAACUAAAUGUUGAAAAUAAACUCCUUUAUUAUUAAGUUAAA